Molecule: messenger RNA, 1670 nt
Organism: Alternaria alternata
Lineage: Eukaryota; Fungi; Ascomycota; Dothideomycetes; Pleosporales; Pleosporaceae
Product: FAD/NAD(P)-binding domain-containing protein
Exons: 2
Coding region: 344-1591 (415 amino acids)
Molecular function (GO): FAD binding
Source: RefSeq, a predicted model, not a curated record
GACAAAGCGUGUCUGAAUGUCUACGUGAGCCCGCUGGUGUGGCAAGCAAGAGAUGUGGUUUGAGUAAAGACGGAUUAGCGUAAUCGCGAAACCGUAUGCACGUGGUAAAAACGCGCUAGGCCUGGCGCACGGACAAGAUACCCAUUACAUCCCGCAUGCCGAACAUCCCAGCGCUCCUAGCCAUAUCCAUCUUCUUGAAGAUAGUCAAGAUGCGGGACGGGUAAAAUGCAGACUGAUGGGCCUCCCGCGGGCACGGCCAUGCCGUCUCUCCCCCCGACGAUGAUGCCAGCUUGGUUUCCUUUCUGAAAGCACCCAAUCUCCUAUCAAGGUGCCGACUAAAGCAAUGGCUACAAACGGGAAUAAGGACCUCCACAUCCUGAUCGUAGGAGCUGGAACAAGCGGAUUGCUCAUCGCACAGGGUUUGAAGAAGGCAAACAUAUCUUUCUCGAUCUUUGAAACCGAGACCUCGACGACGUACCAGACGCGCCCACGAGAAUGGGGCAUGACACUGCAUUGGGGGAGCUCCCACAUCGCUUCAUGCCUGCCAAUUGAACUCGCAAACCGCAUCCACGAAGCCUUCGCCGACCCAACCCAGGACCAAGCCUCCGCCACAGGCUUAUCGGUGUUCAACGGUGAGACGGGCGAGCGCAUAUUCGAAAUCGCAGCGGACAAGCCUUGUCGCGUUAGCCGUAGGAAGAUGCGUAACUUGUUCAGCGAGGGCUUAGACGUGCAAUACGGGAAGAAGUUCGCUAGUGCAGUGGUUGAUGACGAUGACAAGGUGAGGGUGACAUUCGAAGACGGCAGUACAGCCACUGGCCAUGUGCUGGUAGGUUGCGAUGGCGCAAAGUCGCGAGUUCGCGAAGCCAUUGUCGGUACAGAAGCAGCAAAACUCACCAAUGCAUCUGUCAGCAUGUUCAACUUCCCCUACAAAUUCGAUGCCGACCUCGCCAAGCGCAUACGAGACAUGAAUCCCCUCUUCAUUACAAGCAUACACCCAAGUCACGGCACCAUGUUCUGGCUAUCCAUACAAGACGUCCCUGACCCCUCCGACCCUGCAACAUGGACAUUCCAGGUCCUGCAAUCGUGGCUGGACUCUAGUGUGCCAGAUGAUGUGGAUCUGUCCACCCUUGAAGGACGCAUGUCGCUCUUCAAGAGGCGCACAGAAGAAUAUGCGGAGCCUUGGCGAUCUGCUGGCCGAGCUGUUGACCCUGCUACCGUGCUUCCACUUGACAAAGGCACGUUCUGGGAGAAGGCUGCCAGAUGGGACAACAAGGGUGGAAGGAUGACACUGUGUGGUGAUGCCGCGCAUCCUAUGACGCCGCAUAGAGGACAAGGUCUCAACAACGCGUUGCAAGAUGCUGCUAAUUUCGUCGCUGCUAUGCGUAAAGUUCAUGGCUCUCCUGAGCAAGGACAGAUUCUCAAACAAGCUGUUGAUGAGUAUGAUGCUGAAGUCCUGGAGCGGGGUGUGUUAGAGAUGAACAUCUCGCUCAAACAGACACUGUUCAUCCACGACUGGGAUACGUUGAUGCAGAGUCCGAUGGUGAAGAUGGGUUUGCGUCAGGCAGAGAAGGGCACUCAAAGCACGUCUUAGUACGUAGAUGGAGCAAUUGUUCCAUCACAGCAUUCAGAUAUCCCUAGAUAACUCUAAAUACAGGAUAUUCAUCUCCCAC